This is a messenger RNA of Vicia villosa (hairy vetch), 14087 nucleotides long. RefSeq names its product furostanol glycoside 26-O-beta-glucosidase-like. The coding region runs from base 10336 to 11754 and encodes 472 amino acids. The transcript has 11 exons. The record is from RefSeq and is a predicted model, not a curated record. NCBI's taxonomy places the organism in Eukaryota, Viridiplantae, Streptophyta, Magnoliopsida, Fabales, Fabaceae. Gene Ontology annotation, molecular function: beta-glucosidase activity. Gene Ontology annotation, biological process: carbohydrate metabolic process.
UGGUGCAAUAUAAAAGAGGUGCAUAAUCCUAUUUACAGGGGGGAGGCCAUCACUAAUCCUUAUUUCUUUCACACAAUAUUCACCGACCAAACUGUUGUUUGCCCUGUGAACGAUUUUCUAACCUGCUGUGAAAAUCAUUCACUCUACCACCAAAUGCCUACCUCUAUUUCCCAACCUACAAACCAAUAAACAACAACAACAACAACCUUCACUAAAAAAAGCCAUCUCUGACACUGUAACAUUGAAACUCCAUGUUCAUUGAAGUCCAUAAUCAGGAAAAAGAAGCAGAGGAAGAACAAAGGUGAAUCGGUCUCCCUCAAACGUUGCAAUAAGCUUGCCGACAACCACAAACAUCCGAAUCCGCCGCGUAGGCUCAUCAGAUCCACGUUGCCGAAACUCACACCUCCGACCCUUCAAUCUGCAACGACCACCGUGAACAUCUCCGCCCUCAACCUCCGUUCGAGAAUCCUUCACGCAACAACAACAACACUCUUCACACCAAAUCAUCAACUAAGGUAUGAGCCAACACAAUAUAACUUGUACAUGUUUUUUUUUUGAUUUUUUGUUCUUACAGGAAAAUAGAGAAACUUGAAAGAAACAAUGAUAAAGAGGGAGAGAUAACCCGGAUCUACAAAGCAGCAUCCGCGAGCCACCGCGUUGCACCACUCUCCGCCGGAAACGUGCCGACGAGUUCCAUUCACUAUGAACCACAACGCCCCGAUCUACCUCCGCCGUCAAACUGUUUUCAUCCUCUUUGCAAGACCGUCAGUAUGUUUUCUCUUGAUUUCUUUGUUACUCUAAAAAACUGAGUUAAAAGAGAUGUGUAUGGAUUCUUUGUUUUGGAUCUGCAAUUCAUAAAAGGAAAGUUGAGUUUUCUGUUUUUAUUUUUCUUUUUUUGAAAAUGUUUGAAUUGAUUUCGUGGGGAUAACAGAGAGUAUGCUUUUCGGUAUUAAUUUUCUAUAAAAAACAGUUCAACAUGUGAGAAGGAUAAAAUAAUACAUCUUUAUUUUCGGUUUACUUUUUAUGGUUUUUUAUUGCUUUGAAUGAUAGUCCAACGUGUACCAUUGCUGGUGUGAUUUUAAGGAUAAAAAUGGAUUGUCGUUAUGAUUUCUAGGUAAGUUUCAUCUACAUGUAUAUUAUCAUAUAUUAAGUUGUCAAUUGAAUCUAAAGUGAGCAAUAUAAUGGUAGGCUGAAUUCUAAACACUAACAUGAUCUUUUUAUUUAGAGAAAAGAUACACAUGUUAUGUUAAAAUUAAUUUAGGAUAGUUUCUUUGUUUUCAUUAACCAUUAAUUAAUUAAAAUAAUAUUAAUUCAAAUAAACUUAUUUUGCUAAAUGGUUUUAACCAAAUCUAUUGGUUACGAUGAUUAGCAUUUCCCCUUUAAAAAUUCGUUAUUAUUUUUAAUCAAAGCUAUUGAUUAUGAGGGAUAACGAUAAAAUUAAAUGAUUAAAACACAUCAAUUUGCUAACGGUGAUAAUCGAAUCAAUCGAUUAGAAUAAUUAGACGGUGAUAAUCGAAUCAAUCGAUUAGAAUAAUUAGCAAUGCUUUUAUUAAUCUGUUAAUUAUGGUGAUCAAACCUAUUGAUCAUCGCGAUUAAUAGUACAAAUUAAAAUCAGGGUUGUACGCCCAAAACACCUAAAACACACUAAACCACGAUACUACGGAUUUUUAUCCAUUCAACUGCGAUUUUCAAAUCAAAACUUCUAAAACUACGAUAGGCCAUUCAAAAAGCCUCCAAACAAUUUCAAAUACAUUCAUAAUCAAUUCUAAAGGCGUACAAUCCUGUGCCCGAACUACGUAGACUCUGAUCCUCCAUAAGGAGGUACGUAGGCACUUGGCAACAAGGCGAGUCCCCUUCCUUCUAAAUCUCAUUUUUCCCGAUUUAUUUCCCUUAAUUAUUUAACCCUCGAAAGCAUAAACCUUACCUUAAUACUCUUAGCCAUAAAAUUGUUGACCUUAGAUUCAAAGCCAUAGGAAAGGGUUGAGGGUGCCUAACACCUUCCCUCGACCUGAAUAUAGUAUCUUACCCUGAUCUCUAUACUGCGUAGGAUUUCCUAUUCGCCCUUCAGAAUAGGUGGCGACUCUAAAAGCUAAAUUUUUAGGGCAGGUUGCUACAGCUGGCGACUCUGCUGGGGAUAACUUAAAUGGUGAAUUACUAUACUCCUAUAGAUUUUGGUAGGGUUUAGGUUUGUGGCGAACUAUUUAGGUUUUUGGCGAUUUCUUUUUAGGGUUUGGCUAAUUAGCCAUUUUAGGGUUUAUUUAUUUUUGUAAAUAUUUAAAUUUUAUUUAUUUAUUUAUUUUCCUUUUCAAUUUCAUUACUGCGAUUUAAUUAAAUAUUUAUUUAAGUGAAUAUUUAUUUCUAUUAUAUUUGCUGGUGUUUUUUUAUGUUGUGUUAAACCCUAAGUGUGGGAGUUAACUUUGAGAUCAAUAGGGGAGUAUGAAUCGCCUACGAGUCUCAUUGAUAACUCCACUCGGAGUGGGUUGAGUAUUCGGAAAUGUCCAAAACGAGGCUUGACUUUGUUGAGGGCAGGACUGGAUACUUGGCUGAUCUCUCCGAGAACCUACCCCAAAAAUUCGAACCUCAUGGAUAAAAUGAGUCGUUCUAAAAUCCGAAGAGACAAAAAGUCUCGGAGGCUACGAACGACCCCAUGAGACCUUCUAGAACCCCCUAUUAAAAGGUUGGCUCCCAAGAGCCGCUACGUCGGACCUAUGAACCUAGGACUUUUGUGCUUAUGUACUUAUUAUAUGUUUGCAAUUUAUAUGCUUCAAGUAUCUAUGCGUUUCAAUUUUGCAGGUACCCCUACGUAUUCCCUAGCCUAUAGGGAUCCUAUUCUUAAAAUCGUGUCCUUCGUACGAAGGACACCUUUGUUAGCAUACGUCGAUUGGCCUCUCGAUGGCCAUGAGAUCUAAUGAUUGUCUCGAACGGUCACCCCAUGCUUACUCCUACGCACUCCCUAGCCCGUAGGGAUUUUCCUUUUACAUCUUUGUAUUUUUACACCCACGUGUCCUUCCCACGAAGGACAUCUUCAUUAACGCAUGUCGAUUGGACUCUCGAUGGCCAUGAGAUCUAGUGACUGUCUAGAACGGUCAUCCCGUGCUUAUUCCCGUAUACCUCUAACUUGUAGGGUUUGGAUAUCCGUUUAUACAUCUUUCAUCCCUACCCUGUAGGGAUUUCUCUUCACUCGAUAUCGUCCUUAGAUAGGAUGCGUUCCACAUAGAGAACCUUCCCACGAGGGACAGUUUCGUAAGUACACGUCGAACGACCUCUCGAAGGUCAUGAGACUUGGUGACCGUCUUGAACGGUCAUCAGCUGCUACUUCCCACGCACUUCCUAAUCUAUUCCCAUUAACGUGUCAUAAUAUCUAGCUCGCAAAUGUUUCAUUAGACUCUAAUGUCAUCCCUAAACCCGCAUAGGCUAUCCUUAGGAUUGUAUCUAACGCACGUCCGCGUUGCAUUACAUACAAGGAGUCAUAACAUACAAAUAAUAAAGGAGUCCUUUGCAUACGCAUGCAUUUGCAUUUUCAUGCAUCCAUACAUUCAUUUACAUCUACAUUUGCAUUUCUAUCUUCACCCGCAUCCGCACCUACCGCGCUAGCCGAUUUCCCGAGACUCACAAAAAAAAAUAAUAAAAAGGAUUGUAGACUAUGGAGAAAGGAGGAUAAAUUUUCGAGAACGAACUUGGUCUCACAAGGAGGAAAAAGGAUGUCUUUCACCAUGCCAGACGCAUGCCCACGCCUUGUCGUAACAGGAUUGUGAAUGCAACAAAGGUUAUUGUCGAGCAAGGAUUAGUUCAACAACGAAAUUCCCUCAUAGAUACACUCAAGGGGUAUCUAGUCAUAAGGGGGUUCAUCUACGAACAUAGCAAACUCACAAGGACGCUCUACGAUAACCUGGGGGCAAGGGUUAGUCCAACUGGGGCAACACCCUGAACGAAGAUGCUUAACUACGAUGGAGGGAAAACGACAUAUGUUAACUCCCCACCAAGGGGCAAAAAGGUCAUGUGUUUUCUAUAUCAAUCUACAAACUCUGAAGAUUGCAAAUGGUGUGAUAUUAUCCUUAGGAAAAAGCAAAAGAGGUUAAGUCAAAGGAAACUCGUGAAGUUCCGAUACGACGAAAACCCACCGCUAACAAUUCAUUCCCGACAGAUUCGACGUGCCCAAGGAGAAUUCGAGAUUACCCUUCACUCCUACAAUUCCACGAACUAAGGAGUAGGAUAUGGUCAACAGACUUACAAAGGAGAUUGCCCUCAGGAUUAAUAGGUCUAUCCUUCAAGUUGUAACUCCUACGAUCACAAAAUGCUAUUUGAUGUAAAACGUUGUAUCUUUCGAACAGUAAUUCAAUAAAAUAAUCAUGCAUGUUUGAAAUCAAUUCAUUCGCUUCAUUCGCUCACUACUACGAUUUUCUACUCACACCCCUCUAUUCCAUUUCAAUUUCAACUUUCAAUUAUUAACAAACUUGAGGGAGAAUGACGAAUACAAAUAACUAAGUCUCGCUAAACAUAUGCUUUCGAAGUAAGACCGAACCGAGGAUGUACAGGCAUUGUUUCAAUUCCCAAACAGUGGAGAUAUAAGGAUGUUAAUCCCUCGUUACCCCCUCGAGCCAGGAGUUGGAGUUUGUUUCGACUUUUUCAAUUAAACCUUGAUGUCAACCCGGGGCAGGGUAGAUUUCGAUUAAUUCAACGAUGUACUUUGGUUGUCAAGAGAAUCAAUCAAUCCAAGCGAGGAUUCAAGCAAAAGUUCAAACAUAAGGAUCAAGCAAAGUUCCAAGCACAUCUUCUUCCUCAAUACAUCAUCCAAGAUCGAGGACAUAUCUAAGCCGAAGCUUGCAAAUCCAAACCAUCAUGGCAGUCACAAUAUUCAAUAUCCAAGGAUCAAAUCUCAAAAGGAGCAUUCAAAAGAAAAACGCCCGCUAAGUCAAAAUGGAAAAUUCCAUGAAAACAAACCAAAUGACUUAGGCAAAAUUUAGGGCAUCCCGAUGGAUCAAAUUCAAAGGAAUUGGUUCAUGCAAAAAUAAGGGAUAAAAACAAAACAAAGAAAAAAUACAAAGCACAAUCUUGUGACUGCUAAAUCAUGGAAGCUUCUCAUAAAUGCUUGGAUCUCUACAACAUUUUCAUCAAUGCUUGCAUCUAUACUAAGGCUUUUUGCUCAACAUCAAAAACUGAAACGACUCUCUUACAAACAAAGCACAUUCAUUGGAUUAGGCGAAUUUUUAGGACUUGGAGAACAUCAAGGAGAAAUGGGUGGGUUAAAUAAAAUUUUGAGCCUUAUAUCUAUUGUUUUUUUAAAAACAUGAACCAGGCCAAGUUACAACAUUUAAAAGUCCUAAUUGAGGCAAGGUCAACUACAAAAGCAUAUUAAGCAGGAUUUUGUUAUACUGACUCCUAGGUUUGUUAAAACUAUUGCUAAUCACUACGCUUCUUCAAACAUUCAUUUCUAAUCAUUCAGUCUUAAUUCAUGCCGGACCUCGAUUUCAAAACUUGCAUUCGCAUUACAUUAGAAUUACUUUUCGAAGGAUACAACGCCAUUUAUGAAUAUACACUUAGCACAAAGGCGAUCAUUUCUGAUAAAGACUCUUGAAUGGGGAAACCACGUCCAGAGGGUUUUCCUAAACAGGGGCAUACAACCAAACAUCCUAUUAACUAGGGGCAUUCUUCCUAAGGUCCAAUCGACCUGGGUCACAUCUCGAAGCAAUUACAAACAGGGACAUGUCAAACAUGGGAGGAAUUCAAAUACAAAGGAUAGAACACUAUGGAUAGUCCUCCAUAUCCUGGAGAUCAAGGGCAUACCCUUCAAUUCAAACGUCGAAACAUAUGACAAGGCUAUUUCCUGGGGCACUUCCCUCAUAAGCAUCUUUUUCCACAAAAAUACUGGGGCAAUGGAUAUCAAAUCCGUAAGACGUACAACAAAAGGAAAAUGCGUCUUCAUACUUUGCAACCCCGAAUCAAUCUUUCUCCUAACUACGAUCUGCAAAAAAAAGGUAUUGGAAAAUCGUGCUAGCAUCCAACAACCUUACAACAUUAGCAAACUAUAUCCGCUUGGUUAUCAAUAACCUAUCAGUGGGGCAUCAUGCAAAUACAUAAAUCAUGCAUUACAUACAUUGGUCGAUACAUUACACCAUACCUUUUCAGGUAGUCUUCUGUAAGACAUUUCCAUCCUAAAUAGUCUUUUCUAAGACAUUCAUUAGUCUUUCCAAAAACCUUUUAGGUAGUCUUUUAAGGAUAUUAUUUUUUAGCCUUUCCAGGUAGUUUUCUUCAAGACGUUCUUUUUCUAAGCACCUUUUCAGGUAGUCUUCUUCAAGACAUUCCUUUUCUAAGUACCUUUUGAGGUAGUCUUCUUCAAGACAUUCUUUUUCUAAAAACCUUUCCAGGUAGUCUUCCUUAAGACAUUCUUUUUCCAAAGAACCUUUCUGGGUGGUCUUCUCUAAGACAAUUAUCGCCAGUUCUAAGAACCUCUUUAGGUAGUCUUUUAAGACAUUUUUUCAGCCUUUCCAAGUAGUCCUCUUUAAAGACAAAUUGCUAUCAUUUCUAAAAAUCUUUUCAGAUAGUCCUCUUUAAGACAAAAUUUUCAUAUCCAUUCCAGAAACCUUUUUAGGUAACCUUAUAAAAGACACCACUUCAUUCCAAUCAUUACAUCAAUCAACAUAUGCAUGAGCAUAAGCAUUAUUCCGUACAUCAAAACAUCCAAUUCAAAACGCUGGUGCUAAGCUACAUUGUCCGCAUGCUUUCCGGUAACCUUACCGAUGACAGUAACCUUACUGUUGGCUUAUUUCCAAUCACCUGAUUGAUGCUUCCCGGUAACCUUACCGAUGCCAGUAACCUUACUGAGAUAUUCUUUCCAAUCACCUGAUUGAUGCUUCCCGGUAACCUUACCAAUGCCAGUAACCUUACUAAGAUAUUCUUUCCAAUCACCUGAUUGGUGCUUCCGGUAACCUUACCGAUGCCAGUAACCUUACCGAUGAUAGCAACCUUGUUGUUCAUUUCAGUAUACAUACAUACGCAUUAGCAUACACAUAUCAUAUAGUGCAUUCGCAUACUACAAAAAGUUUUCCGACCCUCGAGUCGUGAGUUUCCAACCCUCGUGUUGUGGUAGGCGUGUUUUCCGACCCUCGAGUCGUGAGUGUCCGACCCUCGAGUCGUGAGUUUCUAAACAUACCGUUUCCUUCCCAACCCUUGAGUCGUGAAUAUUUGACAUGCUAUUUUCUCCGACCCUCGAGUCGUGAGUCUCCAAACAGGUUAAUCUUUUUCAUGCAGGUAAGUUUGCUAGAACUAUAGCAAACAAUCUCCUAUGCAGGUAAACUUGUCCGAACCGAGGCAAGUGGAUCCCAUGGGUGCAGGUGAGCUUGAUCCCUUUGGGAUUAGUCAAAACUACGAUAGUAAGCAGGUAUGGCUAACUGCGACGACUUACUAGAACUAUAGUAAGUGGGUCAUACCAUCUACGAUAAGCUUACUCAAACUACGAUAGCAAGCAGGUAUGGCUAACUGCGACGACUUACUAGAACAAUAGUAAGUGGGCCACACCAUCUACGAUAAGCUUGCUCCAACUACGAUAGUGAGCAGGUACGGUCAACCGCGACGACUUACUGAAUAGUAAGUGGACCUUACCAUCUACGAUAAACUCACUCCAACUACGAUAGUAAGCAGGUAUGGCUAACUGCGACGACUUACUAGACCAAUAGUAAGUGGGCCCUACCAUCUACGAUAAGCUUACUCCAACUACGAUAGUAAGUAGGUGUGACCGACCGCGACAACUUACCCGAACUAUGGUAAGUGAGCCACACCAUCUGCGACAAACUUACUCAAACUACGAUAGGGAGUGGGUAUACCAACCGCGACGACUUACUAGAACUAUAGUAAGUGGGUUACCUACGAACUGCAAACCCUCUAGCACUACAGCAAGUUAAUUAUCUUCUACACAACAUUCAUCACGUUAGUCCCUUGGCAGUGAUCUCUGUAACGCCCCAGACUGCUUUCGGGAUGAUCGACUGACCCCACAAACCAACACAGGUCUGUUCAGCAUGCUUUGACCUCACUCGCACGCUUUCCGGGAAACUUCCCAGAAGGUCACCCAUCCCAAUACUACUCCAAGUCAAGCACGCUUAACUGUGGAGUUCUUACGGAACGGGCUCCCGAAAAGAAGAUGCAUCUUGUUGGUAUAGGUAGUACCUAUCAAUCCUUAUAAGCUUUCCUUCAACCAUGCAGUCUCAUACCUGCACAGCUUCAGGAUCCCUCUCAUUCCGAUGUGGCGACCACCCUUGCCCCUUUCGGCCUCAGGUGUUCCAUGCGGUGCAACCACCACUCGCCUUCUUUGGCCUCGGGUGUUACAUGCCCACCAGCUUCCGCAUGGUUCGUCCUCGAACCACAUCGUACUGGGAGAGGUCUGGCUCUGAUACCAUUUGUAACGCCCCAGACUGCUUUCGGGAUGAUCGACUGACCCCACAAACCAACACAGGUCUGUUCAGCAUGCUUUGACCUCACUCGCACGCUUUCCGGGAAACUUCCCAGAAGGUCACCCAUCCCAAUACUACUCCAAGUCAAGCACGCUUAACUGUGGAGUUCUUACGGAACGGGCUCCCGAAAAGAAGAUGCAUCUUGUUGGUAUAGGUAGUACCUAUCAAUCCUUAUAAGCUUUCCUUCAACCAUGCAGUCUCAUACCUGCACAGCUUCAGGAUCCCUCUCAUUCCGAUGUGGCGACCACCCUUGCCCCUUUCGGCCUCAGGUGUUCCAUGCGGUGCAACCACCACUCGCCUUCUUUGGCCUCGGGUGUUACAAUCUCCUUCAAAUCAUCUCGCUGAUUAAUAUCACGUUAGUCCCCUGGCAGUGAUAUAAAGCUACGUCUCUUUGCAAAUAGGGAUCUAUUUUCCUGAUCACAAGGUUUCUCAAACAGUUCUUCAAUUGGGUUUAUCACGUUAGUCCCUCGGCAGUGAUCUUCUUCAAAAUAUCAUCAAUAACAAACAAGGUUCUAUUUUCUUUUCCAAAGUUACUAACUGCAACUAACAUAACUAACAAUCAUGCAUCAUUCAACUAACAUACCUCAUUCAUACAUAGUGCAUAUACAUACAUCACUCUCAUUUAUUUUGAGAGACUCAUUGCAUCAUACAUUGCAUGCAUCAUAACAUUGCAUAAAUUUCAGGUUGCCUUUUUAGGCUAUGCUACAAUCAAAAUCACCUGGUUCCUUCCAAAAGGUGUUUGCUCCACACUCUGAAAAAUGGUAUUCACCGCGGGUGGCAUCUUCAAGCCCAUCUCCCACAGCACUUUUGCCUAACAAAUGCAAAUUUUAGGGCACUUCAGUGUUCAAUCAUCUUCUACCUUUAGAUCACGAUAGGCAGACGUGCCUAUCUGACUCUUCAGGUUUAAGAAGAUUGAACAGGGGCAGCUGUUGUACCCCAAAAUUUGCCCGAUCAAAUCUACGUCUGUUAAAUCAUCAAGGGUUAGAAUUGAGAGCCAUGGGGUUUGACAUUCCUAUUGUCAAACCUGCCCUAUUAUAAAAUAUCCCGAGAAAUAAAUGGGGUGCGAUUAACAGGCGUUUCAAGGGUUUCAUCAUUUGUUAAUAUUUCUUUUCCUUUUACUAACAUUUGCAUCUUUUUGGAUUAUUAUUAGUAAUUUUUAUUACUUCUAACUAUUAGUAUUUAAUAUUAUUAAUUUUAUUAUUAAUAUUAAUAUUAAUAUUAGGUGAUAUUAUUAUUAAUAUUAUCUAGUAUUAUAGAAUUUGUAUAUGUUAUUACUAACUAUUAUUAUUCUUACUAAUUUUAAUUAUUAGGAGUUUUUUUAUUAUUAUUAUGUUAUUUGGGCAAUAGGCCCAUUAGGAAUAAAAAUAAAACCUAAUUGGUGCAAUAUAAAAGAGGUGCAUAAUCCUAUUCACAGGGGGGGAGGUCAUCACUAAUCCUUAUUUCUUUCACACAAUAUUCACCGACCAAACUGUUGUUUGCCCUGUGAACGAUUUUCUAACCUGCUGUGAAAAUCAUUCACUCUACCACCAAAUGCCUACCUCUAUUUCCUAACCUACAAACCAAUAAACAACAACAACAACCUUCACUAAAAAAAGCCAUCUUUGACACUGUAACAUUGAAACUCCAUGUUCAUUGAAGUCCACAAUCAGGAAAAAGAAGCAGAGGAAGAACAAAGGUGAAUCGGUCUCCCUCAAACGUUGCAAUAAGCUUGCCGACAACCACAAACAUCCGAAUCCGCCGCGUAGGCUCAUCAGAUCCACGUUGCCGAAACUCACACCUCCGACCCUUCAAUCCGCAACGACCACCGUGAACAUCUCCGCCCUCAACCUCCGUUCGAGAAUCCUUCACACAACAACAUCAACACUCUUCACACCAAAUCAUCAACUAAGGUAUGAGCCAACACAAUAUAACUUGUACAUGUUUUUUUUUGAUUUUUUAUUCUUACAGGAAAAUAGAGAAACUUGAAAGAAACAAUGAUAAAGAGGGAGAGAGAACCCGGAUCUACAAAGCAGCAUCCGCGAGCCACCGCGUUGCACCACUCUCCGCCGGAAACGUGCCGACGAGUUCCAUUCACUAUGAACCACAACGCCCCGAUCUACCUCCGCCGUCAAACUGUUUUCAUCCUCUUUGCAAGACCGUCGAUGGAACUUUGAAAGGAGGUAUAAAUCAAGAAGGUAUCAACUUCUACAACAACUUGAUCAAUGAAUUACUCAAAAAUGGUAUUGAACCUUUUGUGGGUAUCAUGCACUUUGACUAUCCAUUAGCCCUUAAACAAAAGCAUGGUGGCUUUUUAAAUCGCUCCAUUGUUAAAUAUUACAAGGAUUAUAGUGAGCUCUUAUUCAAAACACAUGGAGAUCGAGUGAAACAUUGGACUACAAUCAACGAGGCAGAGUUCACAGCUAUAGUUCAAUACAUGUUCAAUAUUGAUAAUAUAUCUUCUGAUCAGACCUGCAUAAAUACGAAAAUAUGUACAAAGACAUAUACUCUAGUUCAUAACUUCCUUCGGGUCCAUGCUAUAACAUCAAAGCUAUACACAACAAAAUUCCAAGCAAUACAAAGGGGAGAAAUUGGACUUGUUAUUUCAUCAGGAAGAUAUGUUCCUUAUAGUUCUAAUCCAGAAGAUGUGGUUGUUGCUCAACGACUAAUGGAUUUCUAUUGGGGAUGGAUUUUAGAUCUAGUGUUUCAUGGAGAUUAUCCAAGAAUAAUGAAAGAGUUGGUGGGAAUUAGGCUACCAAAAUUCACUAAAAAGGAGAAACAUAUGUUAAAAGGAAGCACAAAUUUUAUUGGGAUCAAUUAUUAUACUUCUCACUUUGUUAGACAUGAAUCAAACCGAACUAAGAUUAUGGCCGACAAUUAUGAUGCUUUAGCAGUUUCAGAAGAUUCCAAUGCAGAAGGAAAAAUUCUUGGUUUCAAGGAUCAAUAUGGUUGGAGCAAUGUCUAUUCCGAAGGAUUAUAUAAUUUCCUAAUCUACAUUAAGGAAAAGUACAAAAAUCCGAAAGUCUACAUCACUGAAAAUGGUAUUGCUUCUUCAAAAAUCUCAAAUCCAUUGAAGGACGAACACCGAAUUGCAUAUGUUGCCGCACAUUUAAAUGUUACCAAGACAGCAAUUAAUUCCCUCUGUAAGAACGCAAAAUACAAUACUUGCACAUUUUAUGGAUGCGCGUUCUUGCUCCAAGUAUGGGGUUGGUGGAGAGUGCCCACACUAGCCCCUGCAAGCAACGACCUCUACAUGUUUCCUUACGCAACAGAAUUCUAUGUUAAAGGGAUGGAUUACAGUAAGAACCUGAGGAGAAAUAUCGUACUGUAUUGAUAAUUUUUGGAUCACCUACGACUGGAGGGUGUAUUACCACUAAACUUUUUAAGAAUCAUAUUUGUAAUAUCAACCAUUUUUCAAAUAAUAUAUUGUAUCCUUUUUUCCUAUGCAGUUUUAUUGGAGACGAUAUAUGGGUCUACAGCAUGAGCCGUACCCUGACGAAGAAGCUGUUUGGACUGCGACAACACCUAUCAUAAGGUUCAACAUUGUGGAGAUGCACCAAAGUGACAGUGUGAAACUCUAGUUUGGCAUGCGUCAAGAAAUCCUGGCUCUCCCGACAUCUUUGGGUGAAUGACAUCUUAAAAGACUGAAUCACCAAUGGAAUGUUUAAAAUUUAAAAGAAUGCACACCCAAAUUUUAUCAGAUGUGGAAGGACCGUCACCGGUUUUUUCUCCGGUUCCCCGUUGCCCCAUUUCCAAUGAAACCAACCGAAGAAUACAUGAGUUGGUAUAUAUUGGUUACCUCCCUUGAAGUGUAUAUGUUCGACUGGUACUAUUUACACGACCCCCGCCAACAAAUAUACAACCAACAACCACCCCAAAACCGACAAUAAUGCCAAUAAAGCCAACACCAAACUCAGUACCAAGAACAAUACCAACACCAUCAUCAAUAUCAACAUCAAUAUCAAUACCCUUACCAAGCAGAUUAUCAAACUCCAUACCAACAACAAAGUCAAUACACCCAACCCCAUGAGGCGGACCCCUCCACAUCCCAACCUAGCCCCGACUUGGGCCCACCUAAGGAAUACGAUCCAAGGGAUCCAAUAAUCCUGCAAUCGUCACUUUACUGUAGCAUCCAAAAACAAAAAUAUGGUACACCACACCCCAAGCAACAAUGCCUUUUUACCAAGGCAAUUCAAAUGCAGAGUGCUACCAACCAUAUAUGGCUACCCCACUACCACAACAAAACUUUGAUGGCAUGGGGAACCAACACUUUGACAGCAGGAUAUCGAAGUACAUGGACAACGGGCGCAUGGAGGGGAUAAUACAAGGCCCACCCACACAAACAAAACAGGAACCUCAAAGGGUAGGGUCGACGACAUGUUCGGGUAGCGCCUAGGUGCGGAAUCGAUGGGCGUUACGGUGACAAUUAUCAUUCGAAUAUUUGUAUUUAUUUUAAAUUUGUAAUGCAUGUUUUAUCAUUAGUAUAUAUUUCCGUAUAUUUAAUUAUUUAUUAAAUAUUGAACUUUAUAUAAAAUAAUAAAAAAAAAGGAAAAGGACAUAGGCGUCACCUCACAUGGCAACCCUAAAUAGGUCGGCAUUACGGGGCCAUCUGGGAUGGUGCACAAGCUUUAAAAAUAACACUUAGGCGUCAUGAGGAGGGAUACGUGUAGGGCACCCCGCAAACCUGGAUACCCAGGUAACUUUUUCCAAAAUAUGAUUUUUUUUGUAUUUUUUAAAACUUGGUUAUUGGUAUUUUUCCGAAAAUUUAACCCAUACGUCUGCAUUUAUUCUCAUACCCUUACAUUUUAGGAUAUAUGUCAACUUUGUCCUAGUGUAUUUUUAACUAAUUUACUAUUUUACUUUUUAGUUUUUUUUUAAUAUUUAUUUUGUGUAGCGGGAGACUUUGCAAAAGAGUUUUGGUAGUCAAUUUUUUAAAAUAUUUUUAUUUUGUAUACCGGAAGACUUUGCAAAAGAGUUUUAGUAGUCAUUUUUUAACAAUAAUUUUGUAUAUCGACAUACUUUGCAAAAGAGUUCUGGUAGUCUGUUUUUUAAUAUGUUUUAAUUUUUAUUUUUUGUAUCGGAAGACGUUACAAAAGAAUUUUGGUAGUAAGUUUUAACAUUUUAAACUUUUAUUUUAUGUACUGGAAGACUUUGCAAAAGAGUUUUGGUAGUCAUUUUUUAAAAUAUUUUUUAACUUUUGUUUUGUGUAUCGGGUGAUUUUAUAAAAGAAUUUUGGUAGUCAAUUUUUCUUAACAUUGUUUACUUUUAUUUUGUGUACCUGAAGACUGCAAAAGAGUUUCAGGAGUCCAUGUUUUUAACUUUUAAUGUACCGAAAGACUUUGCAAAAGAGUUUCGGUAGUUAGUUUUUUUAACUUUUAUUUUGUGUAUUGGAAGACUUUGCAAACGAGUUCUGAAAUGAAAAAUAAUUUUGCAGGAAAAGUAAAAUAUUAUGACUAAUAUACUAUUUAUAUGAGUAAUUUGGUCAAAAAAAUAUAAUAUAGAAAUAGGAGAAUAAAUGAUGAAGUAUGGAGUAAAAUAUUCGAAGCACAUAUUGUCAUUAACAACUUUAAAAAAGUAACAACAACACAUAGACACUUCCAUAUUGUUAUUAAUUUUAUAUUUUGUUAUUAUAGUUUAUAUUUAAUUUUAUUUUUAUCUUCUAUUCUU